GUUCAAUCACAUCUCUACUCUUCAUCUAGUCACGUAUUGGUCGAUUCUACCAGAAUGUCUAUUGAGUCAGCUCCAAGGUUCAUCUACAAAAUUGUCCCGUCGCCGCCUGGUGACCCUUUUCCCAAGGAACAUCCCUUAUCGGACCUUGACCAGAAUGAUGGCUUUGUACAUCUGAGCACGUCCAUUCAAGUACCCAAGACCGCAGACUUGUUCUUUACAAGAUCAUCCUCACUUUGGGUCAUAAAGCUUGAAUUCAAGCAGUUUGCUGAUUCCAUCAGAUGGGAGGGCGGGUUUCCCCACCUGUAUGGCAAUUUCGGGGCUGACAAUGUCGACUCGACUGUGAAAUUUGUUCGUCAAGAGAGUCAGACGUGGGAUGAAGUGAUGGCAAAGUCAGAAUGGCUGGAUUGAGUCUAUUCUUUUAUAUUGGGAGAGUGGAUUUCUAAGGACUGCCCCUCCGUAAUCACAUAUCUAAAGGCCGAGAUCCUUCUCGACCAUACCCUUACAAAUUGGAUGGUAAAAGUCCUUGUUCUUCUCGAAUGUUUGCAAUGCCAGCUGUCUAUCCACCCUGUUGAGGGCGCGGAACAAAGGGCGCACAAACUUCAUUCGACCAACUCGUCCAAGCAGACUGGCGGCGUCCUGGUAGAUGGCAGAAUCAUGAGCUUUGAGAGCAAUCAGAUAAUACGCAGACAAAAUUUCGACAUUCUGGGACGAUAAGAAAUCGUAGGUUUUCCCCAUAAGCUGCG
This is a messenger RNA of Fusarium verticillioides 7600, 743 nucleotides long. RefSeq lists its product as hypothetical. The transcript is spliced from 2 exons. Lineage: Eukaryota; Fungi; Ascomycota; Sordariomycetes; Hypocreales; Nectriaceae. The record is from RefSeq and is a predicted model, not a curated record. Bases 55 to 408 code for a protein of 117 amino acids.